Laetiporus sulphureus 93-53 is the source of this 861-nucleotide messenger RNA. RefSeq names its product alpha/beta-hydrolase. The coding region runs from base 1 to 861 and encodes 286 amino acids. Lineage: Eukaryota; Fungi; Basidiomycota; Agaricomycetes; Polyporales; Laetiporaceae. The transcript has 3 exons. The record is from RefSeq and is a predicted model, not a curated record.
AUGACAUCCCUGAAGUCCACCCUAUAUUCGCCCAUGGUGAAAUCUCUUUGUUCAAGCGAUGGCACUACCAUCUACGCUAAAGCUGCUGGUGAUCCGUGUAAUCCAAGCAUCAUCCUCGCUUAUGGCUUGGGGCUGUCUGCGGCAGUGUUCGAUAACCUGUUUAAGGAUAAGCAACUACUGGCAGAAGUGUAUUUGGUUCACUACGAUUUGCACAGGCAAGGCAGGAGCAGAAAGCCAGAUACCACAGAGGGGUACGUGUCUAAGGUGUGGGUGGAUGACUACUGUGAUCAUCGAGGCAUUCAGUUUGAAGAAUCCUCUACCGUGACGGUCGACGUUGUCGCACACCUUCCACCCAGUACCCUCUCGGGUGUCGCUCUCCUCUCCAGUAUCCUGAACUGUACGACAUCCAGUGUGCUCGCAAUCUCCAAGAUUAUUAUAGACUUUGGCCCUGGUCUCACCACAACCUCUGAUGUUGCGCUCUCCCGCUCCACAGGAAAGGCGCUUGUGGACACGUACUUCAAUGAUGCCGCUGCUAUACCCUUUGAUCUGAUAACCUCAUGGUACGGCAUGGUGAUGCUCACACUGUCAUCGGUGAUGACCUUUCUUCUGACCUGGGAGCACAAUACGACUAAGUACUUCGAGGAGGAGAAGAAUGGGCUCCCACUGUUGUUGGUGUAUGGGAGUGAGGACAAGCACGUGCAUGGAGAAGUGCUUGCGAAAGAGUUGCCUGAUCACUUCAAUAACCUGAAGGUGCAUGUGGUUGAGGGAGGGAGCCACGCUUCCUUUUACGAGAGGCAGGAUGAAGUUGUUACAGAACUUCUGAGCUUCGUGAAGCGAACGGAGGUGAGUGGAUAUAUAUAA